Molecule: messenger RNA, 8286 nt
Organism: Rattus norvegicus (Norway rat)
Lineage: Eukaryota; Metazoa; Chordata; Mammalia; Rodentia; Muridae
Gene: Knl1
Product: kinetochore scaffold 1
Biological process (GO): protein localization to kinetochore; attachment of spindle microtubules to kinetochore; attachment of meiotic spindle microtubules to kinetochore
Cellular component (GO): nucleoplasm; cytoplasm; nuclear body
Molecular function (GO): microtubule binding
Source: RefSeq, a predicted model, not a curated record
CAUCACUCUGGCGGUUAGAUUUGAAUACUUCACGGACAGUGGCGGGAUGUUGUGAGGUGACGUCCAAUGCGGAGGAGCGCGCGGACCCCAGACAAGUCAAGCAGAAAAACGUUUUCAAAAAUGGAUGGGAUAUAUUCAGAGGCUAAUGAAGAGAAUGACAAUACACAGAGGCCUGUUAGAAGACAGCAUUCCUCAAUUUUGAAACCCCCAAGGAGUCCUCUUCAGGACCUCAAAUGUGGAAAUGAAAUAGUUCAGGAAUCUAAUGCUCCGAGAACCAGGAAAAGCUCUCGUCGGGUCAGCUUUGCAGAUACUAUAAAAGUAUUCCAGACAGAGUCCCAUAUGAAAACGGAAAAAAAUUCAGAAAUUUCAGAGACAGAAGCCAGAAAAAAUGUGUUGACCCUACAGAACAAGAAUUUAGAUGAUAACUAUUGUGCAAUUACUGGAAUGAACACUUUGCUUUGUGCUCCAAUUCAGACUCAGAUGCAACAAAAGGAGUUUUCAAUUACAGACUGCAACCCUGAAAGGAAACAUGCAAAUGAUCAAACAGUCAUCUUUUCAGAUGAAAAUCAGAUGGAUCUGACAGCAAGUCACACGGUGAUGAUUGCCAAAGGUCUUGUAGACUGUACCAAACAUGAAAAUUCCACAAAAAUAGAUACCACAUCCUUUCUGGAGAAUUUAAAGCAUCGUGCUGCGAAUUCAAGAGUUAAAAACGAUUUAGCAUGUCCAAUAAUUUCUAUAAAUCAAAACAUUUUUUCAGAAAAGAAAAAUUCUGACAACUUCAUAAAAAGAUUGAAAAUGGGGAAAUAUAAUACUUCUUCUACAGAACUUGAUAAGGAAAAUGCUGAAAUACCUGUUCAUUCCAAAGACUCAAACAGUGCCUCUUCCACGUGUCAAAUACAUGCAUCGCUUAGUGUCGAUGAACAUAGUAGUAAUAAGACUAGACUCUUUACAGAACAAGAUGAUGGGAUGAAUUUGACCCAGUGUCAUACAGCCUGUAUUCAGACUUGGAUUCCUCCAUCCAGGGAGGCCACCUUGGGAGAGGUUAAAGGUGAUAAUACAAUUUAUGGCAAUGAGUGUAUGGAGUUGACAACUAACUACACGAUACAGGUGUUGUCAUCAGAAAAUAACUUACCUGAAAGAGAAAAUCAAGCUCAAAAUGAUGUGAUUGAUGUUACAACAGUCGAUGGAGCUACAGCUCCAGAGAAAAAAACAGCCCUUAAGGAUAAACUAAAUGCUGCUUUUCACAGCUCUUUCCCAAACCCUGAAAAUAAACUUCAUAUUACCAAAUGUCAUCCUAUAGAGUCAGAAACUCAUACAGUCACACAGAUUUCUAAUCAAAAUGCCAACACAUUGGCUAUGACCUCAGAAUCUGUAUGUUCUAGCCCAGCUAUUCAAGGGUAUAAAACAAUUUUUUACUCUAGUAGCAAUGAUGCAAUGGAACUGACUAAGUGUCUAUCAAUUAUGCAAGAGGAAAAAAAAUUGCUGAAGACUGAUGAUAAGUAUUCUAAAAUAUGUACCAAUUCAGAUGCUAGCCCACUCAGAGAGAAAACUAUUUAUUCAGAAGAGGAUAGCAUGGACAUUACCAAAAGUCACACAGUUGCAAUAGAUAAUAAGAUAUUUAAACAUGAUCAAGAAAACAUUAAAAAAGAAAUAACAGCUCUACCAAUAUUUGAAAAAGAAAUGAUGCUCCAAAAUCUUAAAACUAUGUCCAAAGAUGAGAAAAUGAAUGUGAAUUCUAUUACAGUUCCUCAAGUAUCUAAAGAAAGUUUACAACAGAGUCUGACAAAUGCCUUAUCUAUUUCAUUGGCUGAUAAAACAAUGGAAUUCUUAGCAGGUGAAGAUAUGGAUUUGACUAAAAGUCACACAACUAAGUUAAGUCAAGUUAUUCCUACAACUUUUGACUUAGCAUCAAAGAAUGUCACCAAAUCUUCCUCUCACAGCAAAAGCCCUUCAGAUGAGUGGGAAGGCCUGGAAAAACAAAUUGUGCUAGGCCAGCAUUCUAAACUUCCUUCACCACAGAGGAAAGAUUUAGAUGAUCCUGACUGUUCUCAUCAUAAGAUAAUGUAUUCAGAGGAGGUACAAACUAUGGAUCUAACCAAGAGCCACACUAUUGUGAUUGGGUUUGGUUCUUCUGAGGUACAAGAACACAGUAAGAUUAAUUUAGAACACAAAAGCAGCCAACUUACAGCAGAAAACAGACAAACAGCUGUGAACAUUCCUGGAAUAAACUUUAGAGUAGUAACAACUAAUGAUAUGGACAUGUUAAAGGACAGAAGUAUACAUAAGCCAGAAUUGCUGGAGGAAAAGCAAAACGUCAAAAUUUAUGGAAGAAAAAGUAUGGGUGGACUGAAGAUUGAUAAAACUAUAUUAUUUUCAGAGGGUAAUGAGGAUGAUAUGGAUAUCACUAAGAGUUGCACAGUCAAAAUAAACCAUCGGUCUUUAUUAGAUAAACAUGAUUCUCAUUUAGUAUCUUUGGCAGGAACUUCUAAAACCAUUUUGCAUGCACGUGGACAGGAUGAAAUGGAAAUUAAUAGAAAUCACACGACUCCUUUAGAGUGUAAAAUUAUCUCACCCAGUGAUAUAACUUCUGGUGAUCUGAGUAAGACUGUGAUGUCUAUAGAUGAUCAUGAGGAACUAGAAAUGACUAAGUCCCAUACUGUUUUCAUUGACUACCAAGCAGAGGCAAAAGGUGUACUUCCAGACAGACUUGACUUUCAAUUAUCCAAAAAGAAAAGCCUACAGAAGCCAAAAAUGACAUCUACUCAUGCUGAAGAGAUUGUUUCCAUUUCAAAAAAUAGUGAAAGCAACUAUCUACCAGCCAAAGGCAGCCAGGUAACAAUAUUAGAGGAAGGAUCUAAUAGUGGGCCUGGGGAAGAAACUAAUGAUGCACAAAAGCCUGGAUUUCUGAAUGAACCUCUGUCAGGCAAAACUCAAAGAAGAGAAAGCCUUAAGCUCAAAAAUAAGACUAUUACAUUUUCAGGAAAUGAUAAAAGUAAUAGAGAUAUCACUCAGAGUUCUGUGGUAGAAAUAAAUAAUGAAACUAACCUGGAAGAUAGAAAGGGCUUCAGUUUUGUGCCAUUGGCAGGAACUUCCAAGCCAGUUUUAUCUGCAUAUCGGCCAGAGGACAUGGAGAUCUCUAUAAGUCAAACCUCUGCUUCGGAGUAUAAAACUAUCCCACCAGAUGAAAUGACUACUAUACCUAUGGAUAAAACUGUAAUGUUUGUAGAUAAUCUCAGUGAUCUGGGUGUCACCAGAUCCCAUACGUUUUUCAUCGAUUGUCAAGCCAAAGAGAAAGUACUUCAUGAAUAUACCAACUUGGGAAUACCAAAACCACAAAACUUGAGUGGUUCUGAAGAUAAUUCCUGUAUUCAAGAAAUCACCAAAAAACCAGUAGCUGAAUACAAACACCAUAUGACAACUGUUAUUCCUUCUAAUACAUUAUUUAGUGAUCAAAGUACAAUGAAAAUCAAGAUGCAUAAAGCUGAUAUAGAUGAAGAGGGCAUAGGAAAGGAAGUGGAGGCCGAUACAUUGAAACAAACUAAACUUGAAAGGUGUCUGUUAAAUAGAACUGAUGGAAAAAAUGUGGAUUUUACAAGUAGUCAUAUAGCUGAUGUUUGUACAUCCAGAGACAAGUAUUCCUCUUUACCAAAUGUUAUUUCUUCUUCUGAUAAUUUAGAUAGUAAUACUAAGUCCUUGUGUGAUAAAAGUAGGGAGAAAGCUUAUAAUUGCCAAGUGCCAAAUGAGUUUACUUUUGCAGAUAAUUUACCAAGUAGAUAUCACCUGGAUUCUGAAAUACCAUCUGUCUUUGUAUCAUGUCCUUCAAAAGAAGUUACUCAAACUGAAAGUGCCAUAGCACUACUUCAAGAUCAAGAUCAAGAGCCUCUGGGACUCUCAAAGUGUGCAUCUCUUAAGUGUGCAAAGGAUCAAAUGGAGGCCUUUGUUGAUGUUAGUGUUGCUUCUCAGCCUCAUCUCUCAGCCCAACAACCUCCAUCAACUCAAAAAGGGCAGGAUGCCGCCAAUAGAGAUGAAGGAAUGCUAUCUAAAGCUGGGAAGAAGACUUUACCUUUUCUUAUAGGAAAUGUCUCUGCACCCACAUGUGAAAAUGCGUCCAAAAUGCCUACUAAUGAGGAACACUUUGCUGUAACCUAUAACAAAGAACUGGAAAAAAGUAUUCAAACAGAUAAAUGUAAUACAAAUGUACACAACCAUAGUAACUCAGUCCUGACAACACAAGUCAUUCAAACACAUGCCAGUGCCGAAGCAGCAUCAGACUCUAUAGUUCCAUCUAAUGGUUCCUGUUUUAGUAGUGCCAAACCAAGUCUGAGUAAUUUGAAUAGAAAAACUGGGAAGGUUUUAGACUUUAAUACUGUUCAUAUAUUACCUCCUGCAGAACAGUUACUUGAAGCAGGAAAUCAGGCACAUAGUAUGAGUAUAGUACAAGGUACAGAAAUACAUAGCCUAGGUUCCAGCAAUGACAGAGAUAAAGAAAGUAAAACUCUGCAUAAUGAGGCCGAAGCUACAUCUGUACCACUAAAAGCAGUUGUUAAAGACAAAGCAAGAAGAUGUUCAUUGGGAAUAUUUUUACCCAAAUUACCAAACAAGAAAAGUUGUAGUAUCACUGGUGUUGAUGAUGUGGAACAGAUUCUAGCAGAUGCAACUGACUUAACUCACCUAGAAACUCAGCCAGUCUGUAGUCAAGAUCCGGGCAUUGGCUCUGUUGCAGCCAAACUGAACUUGAGUCCAUCUCAGUAUAUAAAUGAGGAGAAUCUCCCUGUAUAUCCCGGUGAGAUACUUUCAUCAGAUUCUGUCAUCCUGGACAUUGAGGAAAGUGCUCCGAUCGACACAUAUCAUAAAGAGAUUUUACCAUCUGAAAACAAAACAGAAACCUGCAGGGCCCAAAAAAGAGCCUGGGUUCAAGAAAAUGAGGUUAAAAAUGAGAAAAAAAUCAGAACACAUGAUGGUGCACAAGAUCAAGAGAUUUUUGAUCAUUAUACUGAAGAGGACAUCAAUAAAAGUAUUAACAAUGUAUUUCUAAAAAGCCUGAGCAGGACACCGUCUAGUUCUAGCAGCUCUCUGGAUUCAAUCAAGGCUGAUGGAAUCUCUCUGGAUGCCAGCACACAGCGUAAUAGCCAAAUGGAAUCACAGUUUCUUGGUGACACUAUCUGUGAAGAGAGUUUGAGGGAGAAACUGAAGGAUGGACAAAUUACAAUCAAAGAGUUCUUCAUACUUCUUCAAGUUCAUAUCUUAAUACAGAAACCUAGGCAGAGCACUCUCCCAGCCAAAUUUACUAUAAACACAUUACCUACCACAGAAGAUCUGAUGUUGAGACAAUAUGUUUACGGACCCAAGAUACAAAUUUACAGAGAAGAUUGUGAGCUUCUUCGACAGAAGAUUGAAGAAUUGAAGGUAUCUGCGUUGAACCAAGAUAAACUAUUGGUGGAUGUAAAUAGGAACUUGUGGGAAAAAAUGAAAGACUACUCUGACGAAGAGCUGAAGACCUAUGGAAUUUACCUUAACAAAAUAAAAUCACGUUAUACCAAGAUGACGAAAGUCUUCACUCACCAAGGAAAAGUGGAUCUGUAUAGCAAAUUGGUGCACUCAGCUGAGACUGAGAAGAGGAAACUUCAGAUAAAAAUCAACGAGAUGGACACCAUACUUAAGAAGAUCAAUAACUGUCUCACUGCAGUGGAAAUAGAAACUAAGAAUUUGGAGGCUGAAGAGAAAGAUGAUGCCAUGGAAGAUUGGGAUUCUGAAAUACGAGAUGCAGAGAAAGAACUGGAAAGGCUGAAAACUGAGGAAGAGGAGCUUCAAAGAAAGUUCUUAGAAGUAGAGACACAGAAAACGCAGACCCUUGCUCAGAUAGAAUUUAUAAAAGAACAAACAACUGAAACAGAAGAAUUAUUGGAUCAAUUGAGUUUUUCUGAGUGGGAUAUCAUCGAGUGGAGUGAUGAACAAGCGGUAUUUACCUUUGUUUAUGAUUCAAUAGAACUUAUCAUCACUUUUGGAGAGCCUCAGGUUGGUCUCCCUUUCUUGGACAAGGCUUACAGGACGAUUAAUGAACUCAGUUUUCAGUCUCUGUUAGACGAAGAUAAAGCGCCUCCUUCCUCCCUCUUGGUCCACAAGCUUAUUUUCCAGUACAUUGAAGAGCAGGAGUUCUGGAAGAAGAAGUGCACAACACAGCAUCAGGUGCCCCAGAUGCUUCAAGAACUCUCAUUGGUAGUUAACCAUUGUAGGCUUCUUGGAGAAGAGAUUGAAUUUUUAAAGCGAUGGGGACCAAAUUAUAGCCUAAUGCAUAUAAAUGUGAAUAAUACUGAAUUACGGCUUCUAUUCUCCAGUUCUGCAGCAUUUGCAAAGUUUGAGAUAACUUUGUUUCCCUCGGCCCAUUAUCCCUUGGUCCCACUACCAUUCACCAUUCAAAAUCACCUUGGGAAGACUGGCCAUGAUGAAAUUGCUGCCGUUAUCUCUAAAGUGCCCUUAGAGGAAAACUACCUGAAGAAUGUAGUCAAGCAGAUUUACCAAGAUCUACUUAAGGACUGAAACUUUUGCCAUAAACCACAGAUCACAGCUAUAACAACCAAGAAAAAAAUAUCCAUUUACCCAGGCAUAGAGGUGAACUCUUGAAAUCUCAGGAUUCCAGUAAGAGAUGAUCAAGGCCAGCCUAUGAGAACUGGUUGAAAAACAGAGUACUUAAAUGGUACAUCAGAGUCAAUAUUGAUAUUUACCCUUUGUCUUAAUAUCAUAUAAAACUAGCAAAAUUCCUCCCCAUGAUGUCAUAGUUAAUUUGUAUCAUUAGUUUUAAAAUACCUAGUCAAAAAUGAUGAGGUCUCAAAUAACAUAUUAUCUACUUGCUAUUAUACCUAUAGGUUAAAUGAUCAGACGUGUGAAAAUUUUCCCCUAAAGUAGCUUAUUGAUAGAACACUUAUCUUGUGUGUAUGAAGCCCUACAUUUAAUACCACAAAAAAAAAUUUUUUUUUAAGAAAGUCGAAAGUUGUGCUCUUGCCUUAAUACAAGCUCUAAGAGUAACAUUUAUGAGGAAAGAUUAGUAAUUCCUCCUACCUGGAGCUGUGUAUUUAUGGUUUUUGCAUAGCAGAUCUAUCUACAGUAGAAACAUUUCUAUCAGUUUCUCCUAGUAGAUACCUAUAGCACAGCUACUCAGAAGACUGAAACGGGGGGACCACAUGACCUCAUGCUUUAGGACCACUCAACGUAGUCAGUGGAUUUGUCUCAAAACCAAAAGAAUAUGUCUAUUCACAAACUACUCAUACUUCUCCAUUUCAGAAAGCUGUUAAAGAAAGUAGAAGCACUCAGCUAUUGGAAUGGUUGCCAUAUUUUCUUGAGAGUCUUGGUAUUUUCUUUACAGUGUUUAUUAAUGUUUUCUCUUUCUAAUGUGUACUCUUUCCAGGAAAAGUUCACUAAUUUUGGCCUGAUAUAUUAGUAAAUAUAUGACUGGUUUUGUAUUUGUGAUGUAUGUGAUAAUGAAAUAGUAUGCCUUCAGUGCAGGUCAUUUCCUUUUCUAUAAAGAAUGCUUUACAGCAAGAUUUUCAAUCUUUUUUUUCUAGUGGAAUUUAAACAAUAUCACAUUGCAUCACUAGUUUCUCACAAUCAUAAAAAACUUGCUUUCUGAAACCACAUUUUUCUCAUAUACAAAAACAAUAUAUAGAUUGUUUAAUAAAUUAACAGUAUUGUCUCUGAAGCAGAAAGUGUGAAGGACUUCCCCCACAUACUUGUCAAUUGUAAUCACGCUGACUUUGUUUACGCUUAAUUCUAAACUGUGUUUACAUUUUUUAAAUUAAUUUAUCUUAAAUUUUUUCUUUUUAUAUCAUGGUAAAGCCAUUUAGUUCCACAAAUGUUUUUAUCUUAUUUUUCUGCUAGGUUGUACUUAUGAUCUAUACAUCAAAAGGUCACACACUCUGAAGGCUUUCAAAAGUCAACUCAAAACCCUUUUGACUUAGAAAGUAAGCCAAAGUAGCCAUAAAAAAACUUGUAAAGUCAUCAGUAUGAUUUGCUUCCUAUAAAAUUUAAUUCAUCCUUCUGACGAAUUUUUUUACCUAUAUAUCUAAAAAUUAGAGGUUUUCUUUUAUUUUUUCUCUUAAACUUGAAAAAACUGCUCCAAGAAUUUUUCUUAUAAUGGCUUAUAAUGGUUUUUUGGCUUUUGAUAAUGUAAUUAUGUUUAUAUAGGUGUUUGUGUUUUUCAAUGUUUAUAGUUUUGACAACUUUCAUAAUUUCUAAGUUUUUCUUUUCAUUUAAAGAUUUUUUUCAUUAUUAAAGUACAUUCAUUACGUGUAA